CAGCAGGUUGGUUUCGCGUGUCGCUGAACAGCAAAUCUGGCCUUCUUCUCCAGCUGUACAUAUGAAACUCAAUAAUUGACAGUUACCACUGAAACUCAAUAAUUGGUCGCCAUGAAUGGGUACCGCAAAAGGCGCGGCUGAUUAUAGUAAUUUUUGACUGAUUGGGAAUUCGAUCAUUCUUUCACUUUCGAUCACAAAAGAAAUCAAAAGCAGAGCUGCGGUGGGUGCAGGACUACUUUCGCUUUUAAUUUUCAAUUUCUUUUAAUUCGAAUAUACAUUCCCCCAAAUUAUCAAUUAGUAGGGUUCAAUUUGGAAGCGAAAAUGGAAGGACAGAAUGGGAAGGUGAGGAAGAGAGGACUCUCAUCGUCGUCUCCGUCGGCGCAGAAUUACAGGUUGAAGCGCACCUUUUUAAUGGGGAAAAGGAGGGGAUCCACCACUCCCGUUCCCACAUGGAAAAUGAUCGCCUCUCAAUCUCAAUCUCUGCAACCCUCUCUCUUUGGGGGAAAUGCCAAGGAUUUGUCGGUGUCGGCUCGAAAACUCGCUGCCCUUCUGUGGGAGGUUGAUGGGAUACAUUCGCCUACACUGAAAAUGGAAAAUUCGGAGGGUGAAAAGACUGCAAACAAGAGGAUUUUUGAGUCAUCUAAAUUGAGCACUGUUUCUGAGGUGAUGUUGGAUCCGGCUAAACUGUGCAGCUGUAGAAGAAGACAGCCAUCUGAUUCCCAAAAGCCACAGCGAGCUAGUAGCAAUCUGAGAAAUUCCACUUCCAUGGAACAUGUUGAUGGAAAGCAAAAUCAUGUCCAUGUGCUGAAGAAUGAUCUCAAGGAUGUAUACAAGGGUCUGGCUGCUUCUAAGCAGCUGCUUGAUGUAUUGUGUCGCGUUGGGGGUCUUGAGCAGCCUGAGAGUAUUAGCUCCACGCUCGUCUCAGCUCUGGGAUCUGAACUUGACCGCUCGUGUAAAAGAGUGAGUAAGCUAAUCCAUGGACAGACGAAGACGGAGAGUAGUGUGAUUGAUGACGUGUUGAAGCAGCCCAAAAAUGGCAUUCACCAUGCUGUUCCAUACCCAGUUGGAGAGCUCGAGACAGAGAAGAAACUAAGGCGUAGAAUUGAGAAACUGAACCGGAAAACUGAGGCAGAAUUAGCAGAGACAAGGGCAUCUCUUGCAAGGACGGCCAAGGAGCUAGAGAGCGAGAAGAAGGCACGAAGAAAGGUGGAGCAAGUGUGUGAGGAGCUGGCACGAGGGGUAUGGGACCUCAAGAGGCAAUUUUCCAAAGUCCGGGAAGAAGUGGAGAAAGAGAGGGAGAUGUUCCAUUUGGCCGAUCUGCUUCGCGAAGAGAGGGUGCAGAUGAAGCUCUCCGAUGCUAAGUGUCUGUAUGAAGAGAAGAACGCACUUGUUGACAAGUUGAGGAAUGAGGUUGAGGCCUAUUUAGAAGGCACAAAGUGUGGGAAAGAAGGGGAUGGCUCUCCUAGGCAGGACAAAACAAACGAACUUGAGAAAAUGUUGAAGGAAACGUUUCAAGGCUUACAACAAAACCAAGGUAAAGAAAAAGGUGCAGCUGUGAAUCAAGAAGAAGAGGACUCAGAUGAUAGUGAUCUCCACUCCAUUGAAUUAAGCAUGGAGGAGAUCAGCAAGAACUUGAUAUGGGGUGAUGCUGUCAAAAAUGGAUCAAAAAGGAACUUUGUUGAUACAUCAAGUAAAGGGAGAAUAUCCAAGAAGCAACCAUUCAUUCAAAACCAGAAACUGCAGGUGUCAUUGUUAUCUGAAUACAACACAAAAUGAGCAAGAAAGAGUUUGGGAUUUUUCUGCAACUAUUCAGGAACCGGAAAAUGAGUUCUUAUUUUCUUUCUUUGCAGAAAUCAAUUGUAUAAAUCAAGCUACUGUCUGCAGGCAAUCAAAUGUCAUAUCUUGUGAUAUUUUUUUUGAACUCCAUUGAUCAUUGAUCUUGUGUGAUCAUUUUAUAACUCUACCAUAAUAGAAUUUGACUGAAAGGCCUGAAUUUUGGCAUUA
Salvia splendens (bonfire salvia) is the source of this 2004-nucleotide messenger RNA. RefSeq lists its product as uncharacterized. Bases 322 to 1776 code for a protein of 484 amino acids. Lineage: Eukaryota; Viridiplantae; Streptophyta; Magnoliopsida; Lamiales; Lamiaceae. The transcript is spliced from 3 exons. The record is from RefSeq and is a predicted model, not a curated record.